CUUAAUUGUUGGCUGUUUUGCUUAUUAUAAUUAUGCUUCCCUAAUGAUAUUUUUGGCUGAGUGAUAUUUUUAUUUAUAUAACCUAUGUUUGUUGAAUUUCUCUCGGUUCAGCAAACAAAAUAACUUUUUGUUGUGUCCAUUUAUAAAUAAAUAAAUAAAUAGCUGGAUUAUCCAAAAGAGAUUUGUGAUUGGUGGAGGAAAGAUAAUAAUUCCCUGAUCAUAGUAAUAAAAUUUUGGCUAAGCAAUUUUUUUUUUUUAAUAUAUGAACUAGUACUAUAUGUUUUUUGGAAUUCAGCAAACGAAAUCAUCUUUUUUUUUCUUUUCUUUUUUUGGUGUUGUUGUGUCAAUAAAUAAAUAAAUAACUCGUUUAAAAAAAAAAAAGGAAUUUUCCUUUAAAAAAAAGAAUGAAGAGAAAAGAAAUGUUAAUAACAUUAUGGGAAACAAGGGUUGGUUCUGUCUGUAAAAGGGAGGCUAAGAACAAACAAUUGGUAGUCGCUCUGUUUGUAUCUCAAAAGCAAAGAGAUUAAACCUUUGGUUUGGUUGGAUCCGACAAUGAGGAGAGAGAUGAAGGUGAAGAGAAGAGAAUUGAAGAAGAAGAAGAAGAAGAAGAAGAAGAAGAAGAAGGAGAAGACGAGGGUGAGGAUGCUCUGCGAUUUCUGCGGAUCAUCAUCCAGCAAGAGAUAUGAACACACAAAACAAGAAGAAGCUCUGUUGAUUGAGAGCGAACUCAAGCGCCUCCGGCUUUUGACCAGGAGAAUGACUGGUAAAGAUCUUGACGGCCUGACUUUCGCUGAGCUUCUACUACUCGAAUCCCUUCUUAAACAAGUCUUGCUCAUUGUCAAGAAGCUCAAGAAGAAGCUGGAAGAAGAGCAAAGGCUGCAGAAGAAAGAAGCAGAUGACGAGGGUGAAGGUAGUACGAGGAGAGAGCUGGUGGUUUUGGUUGAAUACGAAAGACGUAGCUCUGAAUCCAUGCAGAGCGAGUUUGAGAGACUGUGGCUCUUGAAGGAGAGGAUGAGUGGUAGAGAGCUGGCCGGUAUGACUUACUCUGAGCUCCGCUUGCUUGAAGAUGAGAUCAACCGUGGACUAAUGGGGUUGCACGAGCAACAGUUUGGACCGAGGAUGGAGCAAAUUGCAACGCAGCAAAGUGAGGUAAUACUAAUAAUCUGUUGUAAGUAUGAGAUCUUAUUAAAAACCGAUGGUGGUGGUUUGGUUCUCACUUUUGUUUCUUGAUGAUUGAUGAUUGCUUGUUUGUCACAACAAGAAAUUGAUCUCGCAGUUGAGAGACGCUGAAGAGAGACUCGGAACAGUUGAUAGUUCUUGAAGAAGCCUUCCUGAGGAGCACCUGUUGAGCAAUGAUCAUUAAUACUGUUCUCUGAUAAUUAACAAAACAGUCCAUUACUCGUUCAAAAGCCACAAUCUCUCCAACUCCUUGUGCACAGGUUCAGAGCUACGUCUCUCAAAUUCUCUCUUCAUCUUAAGCUGCAAGAACACACAAACGUGAGAGGCAAGAAAAGAGAGAUAGGGACCAGAGGCUGACAACAAUAUACAAGCACGCACCAGUGGUGCUUCAUGAUCUUGUUUCUCCUCUCUUUCUUCUUUAGAGCUGGUAUAUAUUAAACAAUUGGUUCAAUGAGCAAAAAAAAAUAAAAGUGAUACAUAAU
Messenger RNA from Brassica rapa (field mustard), 1661 nucleotides. RefSeq lists its product as uncharacterized. The record is from RefSeq and is a predicted model, not a curated record. Lineage: Eukaryota; Viridiplantae; Streptophyta; Magnoliopsida; Brassicales; Brassicaceae.